CACGGAGGGAGCGCUCGUCAUCUCGAAAAUACACUGAGAAGUCUUUCCCCACUCCUGACUGUUGCAACCCGAGAUACAGCAGCCGGCAGCCCGAUUCUCCUGGGCAGGUUGCCUUGAAAGUCUCACUUCACUUGCUUUGGGCUGCAGUCCUGUGCUGCGCAUUCACUUGCGCCUCCCUAAGUCCCGUUUGAACUCAGUGAGGAGGAUCGGACUGCGUUAAGCGCAUAGUGCGGCUGGUAUCGCGGCUUGGGAUCCAGCCCCUUCCUCAGCGUAUUUUAUCUCCUCCGCCUCCUGCUGCUGGGCCAGCCCCCCAGGCUUCCCUUCGCCCGCGCGCCCAGCUGGCCCCGCCCGCCUCGCACUCUGGCGCCGGCCUCUGGCACGCAGUCCUUGCCUGCCGCCCUCUCUCGCUGCCUGGGGCUGCACGGCUGCUUCUGGACCCCCCACCAAGCGAAGCCAUGCUAGGCAAGGAUUAUAUGCUGGCCAUAAUCCUGGUCAACUGUGAUGAUAAUCUCUGGAAUGAUCAAAAUCUGGAGGCAGAUCUUGACCUUCCCCCAGGAUGGAGGAAGAUCCGUGACUCCUCAGGGACCUACUACUGGCAUGUGCCCACUGGCACUACUCAGUGGCAACAUCCAUCCUGCACUUCUGGCCCAGGGUCCAGUGGAGAAGCUGCUUUACCUGAAAUGGAUCUUCAGGCUGCUACAGUAAGGCGUGUACCAAGGGAGAGACCUAUCCCAAGCCCAAUGGCAUCAUUGCCCAGAAGGACAUCUCUGACCUGGCAUGGGGAGGAGUAUCAUCAGGGCAACACAGAGCCUGGCUCCAAGUGCUUCGUUGUGCGUUCCUUGGGCUGGGUGGAGAUCCCUGAGGAGGACUUGGCCCCUGGCAAAAGCAGCAUCGCUGUGAAUAAUUGUAUCCAGCAACUCUCUCAGAGCAAGUGUAUGAAUUGGGACCCUGCAGACAGAUGGGGUGAGGGCCAGAACAUGGUGAUGAUCCUGAAGAAGGACACAAUGAGUUUAGUGGACCCUUUGGACCACAGCCUCAUCCACAGUCAGCCCAUCAUCAACAUCCGUGUCUGGGGGGUGGGCUGCAACAAUGGCAGGGACAGGGAUUUUGCUUUCGUGGCCAGUGACAAGGACACGUGUAUGCUGAAGUGCCAUGUCUUCCACUGCAAUGUGCCUGCCAAGGCCAUUGCCAAGGCCCUGCAUGAAAUGUGCUCCAAGAUCAUGGCUGAACGAGCAGUGGCAAGUAACAGCCUCACUCGAUCUGUCACGCUUGAACCCAUCACUCCUGAGGACUUAUCUCUGCAAGUUGACAUUCUGGAUGCCGUGCAAGAAUCUCUGCAGAAAUACGAAGCUUUGUAUAUCGGCAGCUUACCCGUGUCCAAGGCUAUGGGGAUGGACAUAUUAAAUAAUGCCAUUGAAGGCCUGAUGGGCAGCCGUGGCCGUGAGCAGUGGACUCCGUCUAUCCUCAGCAUUUCCGACUCAGUGAUGCAAGCAGACAAGACUGAGGAGGCGGAGGAGGACGACGAGGACGAGGACACUUGUAUUUGGGAAUGCCAGGUCCGCUAUGUGACUUUCAUUGGGAUUGGGAAAGAUGCCCACACCUUUGCGCUCAUCACUGACAUGGGGCAACAACGUUUCCAGUGCACAGCCUUUUGGUGUGAGCCAGAUGCCGGCACUAUUUCGGAAGCAGUGCAGGCUGCAUGCAUGGUCCAGUAUCAGAAAUGCUUAGUCGCCUCUACAUCACGAAUGAGAACAAAAAGUGGUCCGCGCUCCAUCCUGAAAAUGAAAAGGACAGUAUCGGUAGACUCCCCAGUGAACCCAUUUCCUGCCUCAGGGCACUCCCUGCAGAAAAAUGGCAGUGGGGCCUCGACACGCAAGCGGGGGGUCUUCUCUUUCUUUGAAGCAUUCCGCCAAAAACAUUCCAUGCUGCAGACCCCGCAAGCCAAAUGACUUGAUGUGGAGGAGAAAGUGGGCCCCAGAGGACAAGUAACUGCAGCCUUCUUGCUGAUGUCCAGGCUCAGAGUGUAAAUAGUGUCAUUCUCUCCGUUGGGUCUUCCAUUGAUGCUAAAAGACCCAGCAGAUUCAGGCAGCAAGGCUGGGCCCCGAGGGAGGGCCCUGGCUAAUUCUGGGCAUGCUGUGUAUAGUUUUCUAGCCCUUUGCUAUGUAGACGCUAUCAAGAGGAGGCAAAGCUGCUUUGGAGUAGUAGUCACAAUGCUGCACAUGAAUGUUUGAUAAUGGUCCUUGGCAUUGAAAGUCUCAAAUGCACCACACAGGCUUAAAGCUUUGCUCCUGAUGCCCAGUGGGGUCUGUGGAGCAGGGCAGAGCAGGCAUGCCCGCUUCUUGAGGCAGAAGCAGCUUGUCCCUCCCUAGCUGCAGCAUGAAUGCUUGGUGUAUGAGGCUUGACACUGCAGGCCCAGCAGAAGGAAGCAAUCUUUGCAACCCUGGGCACCUCAUGGAGCAGGGCAAGUACUUAUGCGAGGCAGCAAAUAUAUGCUUGUGGGCUUCCGGAUUUAUCAGACAUAUAUACAGAGGAACAUUUCCCUUGAAAAGUGACCAUUUACUCUCUGCUAAGCCAUGCACUGAGACACAGACACUGCCUCAUCUACUUCACCACAUUACCACGCUUCGUAUACAGCCAAGAAUGGCAGAGGCCUGCAACACGACUGUGCUUUUCUGGCAAAGUCUGUGCCAACUUUAAAAAUAAACGUCUGAAUGUCUUUGAACAGAGAAGUAGCCCUUCCAAAACAAGCCAGUGAGAGUGCUUUGGUGACCAUAAUGGGCCGUAGCCACCAGGGUUCACACAGGUCUUGUAAACCCACCACACCCCCAGGAGCACCUGCCUGACCUCCGCAGACCCUCUUUGCAGCAGCUUCCUUCUUCUUGCCUCUCCUGCGGCCUUUAAUCUGCCCACUGUUGCAGGGGCAGGAGAGGUCCCCUCACUUCACUUGCUGCUCUAGGAGCCCGCUGGGUGAGCGGGGGUGGGGGGGCGCCCAAUGAAAGAGAACAGACAUGCAGCUUCCUCUCUCCUGCCAGAGGAAACCUUGCCUGCCUCCCACAACAGCGGGCAGAUUAAUGGCUGCAGGAGCAGCAAGAGGGGAAAGGGGCCUGGACUGUGAAGGGGAUGUGGGGAAGCUUCCAUGCCGGCCGGAGAAGAAGCCUUGCUUCUUCUCCCCCUCACUGGCCACUUUAGGAGCCUGCCAGGAGUUCCUGGCAGGCUCCUAGAGAGCAAUAAGCAAGGAGAAGGGACUCAUGGUUUCUUCUCUUGUGCUAGUGAGGGAACCUUGGCUGUCCCUGCACAAGUGGGCAGAUUAAGAUAGUAGCAGCGAGAAGGGGGUGGAGGUAAGAGGAGGCGCUCCACAUACGAGCGGCGGAGAUGGUGAUGGGGUGCACUACACCCCUGAUAGAAUAACCAAACGGUACAUGCAGCUCCAGUGCUCACUAGCAAAAUGUCUGUAACAAACUUCUGUGUGUUCGUAGCACCAGCACUCAUGACUGUCCUUAGAGUAGCACCAGCAUGCCAUGUCUGGCACUUGGAUUGGGAACAACUAUCCAAAUCUAGACCAUCACUGUAUGCCCAGCGCUGGUGAGCAAGUCCACGUGCACAGGAGCCAUUUACACUUGUGUGCAUGGGUAGGAAAAAUGUGGAGCUUCCAGAGAGUUCCUUAAAAAAACAAAACAAACACAACUGUUUAAAGAUAGUCUGUUGUAGCAACAUCAAUGAAAACGACUGCUGUGUCUCACUUUAUCUGUCUAGAAAUGGAUGAUAAGGCUGCUGAGAGGGUGGGGUAGGUUUCCACACAUUUUAUUUAUUUUCAGUUUUAGGUCUAACAUAACCUAUCACUAUUAUCUUACUUAUAACAGGAGCCCCAGAUAGGAUAGACUCAAGUCUACCUCAGUGAUACUUUAUAUUUGAUCAUUGGUGCAAAUAAACUACUAAUGUGGAAGAAAACAAA
Molecule: messenger RNA, 3952 nt
Organism: Hemicordylus capensis (graceful crag lizard)
Lineage: Eukaryota; Metazoa; Chordata; Lepidosauria; Squamata; Cordylidae
Gene: APBB3
Product: amyloid beta precursor protein binding family B member 3
Exons: 13
Coding region: 456-1949 (497 amino acids)
Biological process (GO): regulation of DNA-templated transcription
Cellular component (GO): nucleus; cytoplasm
Molecular function (GO): transcription factor binding; amyloid-beta binding
Source: RefSeq, a predicted model, not a curated record